Messenger RNA from Haplochromis burtoni (Burton's mouthbrooder), 1577 nucleotides. It is a transcript of the gene eif3i, whose product is annotated as eukaryotic translation initiation factor 3, subunit I. Gene Ontology annotation, biological process: cytoplasmic translational initiation. Lineage: Eukaryota; Metazoa; Chordata; Actinopteri; Cichliformes; Cichlidae. Gene Ontology annotation, cellular component: cytoplasm; eukaryotic translation initiation factor 3 complex, eIF3m. The transcript has 11 exons. Gene Ontology annotation, molecular function: RNA binding; protein binding; translation initiation factor activity. The coding region runs from base 138 to 1115 and encodes 325 amino acids. The record is from RefSeq and is a predicted model, not a curated record.
CCCAUCCGCCAAGAGAAGAAGAACAUUUCCUCUUCCGCCGUGGCUCCGGUGCAUGAAACACGAGUGUUCAUCAUUUCUCUUUCAACGGGAGGAACGGCGACAAUACUGGACUUGCUGCCGACACUUAGCUGACAAAAAUGAAACCGAUCCUGCUCCAGGGCCACGAGAGGUCCAUCACUCAGAUCAAGUACAACAGAGAAGGAGACUUGUUGUUCUCUGUAGCUAAAGACACGGUAACUAACGUAUGGUACUCGGUCAAUGGCGAGAGGCUUGGUACCUACAACGGACACACAGGAGCUGUGUGGUGUGUGGACUGUGACUGGGACACUAAAAAUGUGCUAACAGGAUCAGCAGAUAACAGCUGUCGGUUGUGGGACUGUGAGACCGGUAAACAGCUGGCUCUGCUCAACACCAACUCUGCUGUUCGAACGUGCGGCUUCGACUUCAGCGGCAACAUCAUCAUGUUCUCCACAGAUAAGCAGAUGGGUUACCAGUGUUUCCUGAACUUCUUUGACCUGCGGGAUCCACAGCAGAUAGAGGACAACCAGCCCUACCUGACCGUACCAUGCAGUGACCACAAGAUCACCAGUGCUGUGUGGGGACCUCUGGGAGAAUUUGUCAUUGCUGGCCAUGAGAACGGAGAGAUCAACCAGUUUAGUGCCAAGUCUGGAGAGAUCCUGAAGAAGGCCAAGGAGCACACCAAGCAGAUCAAUGACAUCCAGACAUCUGUGGAUCUGACGAUGUUCAUCUCUGCCUCCAAGGACAACACUGCUAAGUUGUUUGACUCGACUUCUCUGGAUCACAUCAAGACAUUUAAGACAGAGAGACCUGUUAACUCUGCUGCCAUCUCCCCGAUAAUGGACCAUGUGGUGAUGGGAGGUGGACAGGAGGCCAUGGAGGUCACUACGACCUCCACCAGGAUCGGGAAGUUUGAGGCCAGGUUCUUCCAUGCUGCCUAUGAAGAGGAGUUUGGCAGGGUCAAAGGUCACUUCGGCCCAAUCAACUGUGUGGCAUUCCACCCUGACGGCAAGAGUUACAGCAGUGGAGGAGAAGACGGAUACGUAAGGAUUCAUUACUUUGACCCACAGUACUUUGACUUUGAAUUGGAGGCGUAAACUGCCAGCCCGCCUGACCCCACAGCUUCAGCUGACAUCAGACUCAGUCCAGUCAGGAAAGAGGAAUAACGGACAGUCGGCACUUUGUCUCCUCCCCUUCAUCUGAACUGAUCUGGAGUCAGGGUACAACAGAGGUCUACGCUGUACACUUCUCCCAGAUUACUUCACAAUAAAGGAAUAGAGCCGACGAGAGUGUGGUGUUUAUUGUAAGGCUUUUUAUCUAACAUCACUUUUGACACUCCUGUGGCAUCAGGGGCGUCUGGAUCUCUGCAUAUUUUGUGACUGGACUUUAACCCAUUCUCCUGAAGUGUAUUUAAUUUGACAAGAAUUUGACUUAUCAAUCAUUUUUCUGUUGUGAAGCCAUUCUGCCAAAAAUCGCUAUAAAAUACCUUAAAAAGUUGUUCCAGUUUGUCAUCUCUCAUUUUGAUAGCACUUGAUAGUAAAAAUAAGCCUGAACAAGUU